CUCUGGGUUGACCAGCAGGAGGUGACCGGUGUGGAAGGGGGCAAUGUCAGUGUGCAGUGUCGCUAUAAAGAACCAAGCAGCAUGAAGAGGUUGUGCAGGGCUGAGGACUCCUGUGUGGAUGUGAAUUCUGCUAAAUCUGGAAGAGCAGAGAUCAAAGAUGACCGUUCUAAAAAGGUAUUCAUUGUGUCAAUGAGGGAGCUGAACAGAAAGGACGCUGGCUGGUAUUGGUGUGCUACUGGAAAACUACAGAUCCCUGUUCACAUCACUGUCACUCAGAAAACUACUACUACCACAGUCACCACAAGUGCUGGUGCUGUGUCCACAGUGAGUACUGUAGCUGUACAGACAGGAAGAUCUGUCACCAUCCCAUGUCACUAUGAUAAGAAAUAUGAAAAGCAUGUGAAAUACUGGUGUCGGGGGUCAGAUUGGAAUACGUGUCGUACUCUAGUACGAACGGACUCUCCAAAAGUCGAAGGUGAAACAUCAAUCACUGAUGACCACACCCAUCACGUCUUCACUGUUACCAUGACAAAGCUGAAGACAGAGGACUCUAGAUAUUACUGGUGUGCUGUAGAGAUCAAUGAGGGUGGAGAUGAGCGCACAUAUCUGUACCUGUCAGUCACUGCAGAAGCUCCUGAACUCUGGGUUGACCAGCAGGAGGUGACCGGUGUGGAAGGGGGCCAUGUCAGUGUGCAGUGUCACUAUAAUGAACCGAGCAGCAUGAAGAAGUUGUGCAGGGCUGAGGGCGCCUGUGUGGAAGUGAAUUCUGCUAAACCUGGAAGAUCAGAGAUCAAAGAUAACCGCUCUGAAAAUGUCUUCAUUGUGACAAUGAGGGAGCUGAACAGGGAGGACACAGGCUGGUAUUGGUGUGCUGCUGGAGAACUACAGAUCCCUGUACACAUCACUGUCUCUCAGAAAACUACUACUACUACAGUCACCACAAGUGCUGACGCUGUGUCCACACUGAGUAAUGUAGCUGUACAGACAGGAAGAUCUGUCACCAUCCCAUGUCACUAUGAUAAGAAAUAUGAAAAGCAUGUGAAAUACUGGUGUUGGGGGUCAGAUUGGAAUACGUGUCAUACUGUAGUACGCACUGACUUUCGAAACGUCAAAGGUAAAACAUCAAUCACUGAUGACCCCACCCAUCAUGUCUUCACUGUUACCAUAAAAUCUCUGACGGUGUGGGACACUGGAUAUUACUGGUGUGGUGUAGUGAUCAAUAGGGGUGGAUUUGUGGUCACACGUCUGCGCCUGUCUGUCACUGCAGAAGCUCCUGGACUCUGGGUUGACCAGCAGGAGGUGACCGGUGUGGAAGGGGGCCAUGCCAGUGUGCAGUGUCACACUAAUUAUCGAAGCAGCAUGAAGAAGUGGUGCAGGGCUGAGGGCUCCUGUAUGGAAGUGAAUUCUGCUAAAUCUGGAAGAGCAGAGAUCAAAGAUGACCACUCUGAAAAAGUCUUCAUUGUGACAAUGAGGGAGCUGAACAGGGAGGACACAGGCUGGUAUUGGUGUGCUACUGGAAAACUACAGGUCCCUGUUCACAUCACUGUCACUCAGAAAACUACUACUACCACAGUCACCACAAAGAACAACAAAUUGACCAGGACAGCAGAAGCACCUUCAACUGUCCAGAAAACCAGUUGUCCGGAACACGGAAGCCAGCCGUGUUCCAGUGCACCGACGAGCUUGGAACGGACUCUGGGGCCGCUACGCCACACCGGGGUUGCUUUGGUGUUCCUAAUAUGCUCCGCCGUCGCCUUUUGGAAGAUUUGGCGAUACCGCAAUCCUGGACUCUGGGUUGACCAGCAGGAGAUGACUGGUGUGGAAGGGGGCCGUGUCAGUGUGCAGUGUCACUAUAAUGAACCGAGCAGCAUGAAGAAGUGGUGCAGGGCUGAGAGCGCCUGUGUGAAAGUGAAUUCUGCUAAAUCUGGAAGAGCAGAGAUCAACGAUGACCACUCUGAAAAUGUCUUCAUUGUGACGAUGAGGGAGCUGAACAGGGAGGACACAGGCUGGUAUUGGUGUGCUGCUGGAGAACUACAGAUCCCUGUACACAUCACUGUCUCUCAGAAAACUACAACAACCACAGUCACCACAUACUGGACAUUGCAUUUGCUGGCAGAUACCAUCACAUCUCUCUCUCAACCCCACGAGAACAACAAACUGACCAGCACAACAGAAGGGUCUCCUACUGUGUUCUACUCUUCUACGUCUACUGGCCAGAAGACCAGUUCUCCAGAACACAGAAGCCAGCCGUGUUCCACUGCACCGACGAGCUUGGAACGGACUCUGGGGCCGCUACGACACACCGGGGUUGCUUUGGUGUUCCUAAUAUGCUCCGCCGUCGCCUUUUGGAAGAUUUGGCGAUACCGCAGUGCUGGUGCUGUGUCCACAGUGAAUACUGUAGCUGUACAGAGAGGAAGAUCUGUCACCAUCCCAUGUCACUAUGAAAAGAAAUAUGAAAAGCAUGUGAAGUACUGGUGUUGGGGGUCAGAUUGGAACAUAUGUCAUAUUGUACUACGCACUGACUCUCCAACAGUCAGAGGUGACACAUCAAUCACUGAUGACCCCACCCAGCAUGUCUUCACUAUUACCAUAAAAAAGCUGACGGAGCGGCACACUGGAUUUUACUGGUGUGCUAUAGAGAUCAAUGAUGGUGGAGAUGAGGGCACACGUCUGUUCCUGUUUGUCACUGCAGAAGCUCCUGGACUCUGGGUUGACCAGCAGGAGGUGACCGGUGUGGAAGGGGGCCAUGUCAGUGUGCAGUGUCACUAUAAUGAACCGAGCAGCAUGAAGAGGUUGUGCAGGGCUGAGGACUCCUGUGUGGAAGUGAAUUCUGCUAAAUCUGGAAGAGCACAGAUCAAAGAUGACCGUUCUAAAAAGGUAUUCAUUGUGACAAUGAGGGAGCUGAACAGAGAGGACGCUGGCUGGUAUUGGUGUGCAACUGGAGAACUACAGAUCCCUGUUCACAUCACUGUCACUCAGAAAACUACUACUACCACAGUCACCACAACAACCCAAUCUUCAACAUCAAGACCACUAUGCACAUCUCUUCCGGUUAGCACAGCUACCACAUCAGCAACAGCCAAGGAGCCAUCAACCUCAAAGCAGUUAACAGUCACAAUAGCUCGGUCAUCUAUUCCAUCCACAACCACUUACAACAAUAGUCUUUCAGACCUCAUAAUCGUUCUGAUGAUAUCAGGGAUACUGUUGCUGGCGGCAGCUGUUGCUAUGGUUACCUGGAAGCUGUGGAAGAAACACAAGAGCGUCCAGCCGAACGCAAGAGCAAGAGAGGACAGGAGAAACGAGGUGACAACUGUAGACUCUGAGGAUGAAGUGACCUACAGCACAGUGUUCACCAAGACACGGUCAUCAUCACACAGAAUGAGUCCACCUCAGCCACAGUCAUCUGAGAGGUCUGCAGAUGAGGUCAUGUACUGCUCAGUCAUCCUGAAAAAUCCACAGGCCACACACUCCCCUAACCAGUCUCCAGCAGGAACAGCCGAUGAUGUGAUUUACAGCUCAGUAGCCCAGCAGAAAUUACGGAUGCAUACACACACACACAAACAAGCUGGCAUCAUGCAUAUGGCUACCACUCAGCUACUCUUCAUCUCCAUCAUCUUCCUCUCUGUACGACCAGGUGCUGACGCUGUGUCCACAGUGAGUAAAGUAGCAGUGCAGAGAGGAAGAUCUGUCACCAUCCCACGUUACUAUGAUAGAAAAUAUAAAAAUUAUGUGAAAUACUGCUGUAAACAGACACCUUGGGAUAUGUGUCGUACAGUAGUGCGCACUGACUCUCCGAAAGUCAAAGGUGAAACAUCAAUCACUGAUGACCACACCCAUCAUGUGUUCACUGUUACCAUGACAAAGCUGAAGACAGAGGACUCUGGAUAUUACCGGUGUGGUGUAAAGAUCAAUGGGGGUGGAGAUGAGGGCACACGUCUGUACCUGGAUGUCACUGCAGAAGCUCCUGGACUCUGGGUUGACCAGCAGGAGGUGACCGGUGUGGAAGGGGGCCAUGUCAGUGUGCAGUGUCACACUAAUUAUCCAAGCAGCAUGAAGAAGUGGUGCAGGGCUGAGGGCUCCUGUGUGGAAGUGAAAUCUGCUAAAUCUGGAAGAGCAGAGUUCAAAUAUAGCCGUUCUAAAAAGGCAUUCAUUGUGACAAUGAGGGAGCUGAACAGAGAGGACGCUGGCUGGUAUUGGUGUGCUACUGGAGAACUACAGAUCCCUGUUCACAUCAUUGUCACUCAGAAAACUACAACUACCACAGUCACCUCAAACUGGGCUUUGCAUUUGCUGACAGAUACCACCACAUCUCUCUCUCAACCCCAAGUGAACAACAAAUUGACCAGGACAGCAGAAGCACCUUCAACUGUCCAGAAAACCAGUUGUCCGGAACACGGAAGCCAGCAGUGUUCCAGUGCACCGACGAGCUUGGAACGGACUCUGGGGGCGCUACGCCACACCGGGGUUGCUUUGGUGUUCGUAAUAUGCUCCGCCGUCGCCUUUUGGAAGAUUUGGCAAUACCGCAGUGCUCUGUGUGCUGAGUGGUCAGCCUUCAUGCCUCAGACCAUUGAGGCUCUGGCUGGCUCCUGUGUACUGAUCCCAUGUCAAUUUGAAGUUCCCGAAAACAAAGUUGCCAGACUGAAGAAACCAGCCAAUGGGGUGUGGAGGAAAGGGUCGCAGUGGUUUACGGGCGGUGUUGAUGUAUACAACUCAUCGCAUCAUCAGAACAUCCUUCAAGGAGAGAUCACUGGGGACCUGAUACAGAAGAACUGCACCACUAUCCUGGAUGCCAUUCCUAGCAAUUACACGGACGAGUACUAUUUCAGAAUCGAAACUGGUUUCAUGGCAACCUUUGGCAACAAUGUCAGCAUAAACGUCAUAGCCUUUCCACCCAAACCCCAGGUGACCUCAGUGGGUGCAGUAAUGGAGGGGACCCUGGUGAAUCUGUACUGCACGGUGUCAGCCCCCUGCCCUCGGCUCCCCCCAGCCCUGACCUGGUCCCCCCCCGAACUGGGGCGCGGCGUGAGCGCUCUGCUGGGGAAUCCGGACGGGACCCGAUCCGCGUCUUCCACGCUGAGUUUCGUGGCCUCGCGUCUCCACCACGGGCGGAUUGCGUGCAGCGCUGACUACCCCCUGCAGCUAGGGGGCGGUAGCAAGCGAGCAGAGGAGGCUGUCACGCUCAAUGUCCUGUACUCCCCAAAGGGCACCUCUGCUACAGUGAGUCCCUCUGAACUGGUUCCCGAGGGCACCACCGUCAGCCUGAACUGCACUAGCGAUGCCAACCCGCAGGUGGCGCACUACUCCUGGUUCCGAGUGAAGGAUGGGAAGGUGACAGCGGUGGGGUGGGAGAGGAACCUCACCCUGGUCAUGACUGAGAACCACACGGGCCUGUACCACUGCGAGGCCCAAAAUGAGCACGGGAGGCAGAACUCCACCGCCGUACAGCUGCGUGUGCAGGGUGUAGGUGUGGCACCGUGGAUUUGGGGGCCAGUGGGGGGAGGGUUCCUACUGCUUUCCAUUCUGUUGAUCUUGUGCAUCUGUAGGCAGCGAAAGUUACCAGACCCUGUUGUCAUGAAGGAGCAAGGCGAAGACGACACUCCGGUGUAUGAAACCAUAAGCACAGUGACGAAGCUGGGUUUCGCAGAGAACCAACCGAGAAAAGAUCUGAACGAGGCUGCGUACAGCAACCGUAAAACGCUGAAUCCAGGCGGGACUGUCUGCAUGAGCAACCCGUCUGGCACAGCGGAGAGGGAUGACCAGCUGUACGUAAACUACUUCACUCCCUCCAGUCCAUAGAUUGGCGCUCGAGUCAGAAGAGCCUGUCUGUGAUGCGACUGAUGUUUUCCGACAUCACCAAGCAACCGAGUCUCCUCCUAUUUUUUACAGUCUCUGGUCUCCUCCCAGUUCCCUGUACUUAGUAAUGGACACCACUGCUUUACUUAGCUUGUAUGAACCUGCAUAGAAAUUUUUCACUAUCCAACUAUGCAAAGCUAGACUUUGAACUCCAUCACGUACCGCCAACUUCAACAGAUGCACGCGUUUACCAGGAAAAUCAUUUGUUUCGUUGCCAAUGUGGACACACUCCCAAGGUCAGUUCCCUGUGUCUCUUUUGACUUGAGUAAAUGUAUUUUGAAUUGAGCAAAUUGAACAAUAUAUUCUGUACCAAAGAGACUAAUGUAAACU
This is a messenger RNA of Anguilla anguilla (European eel), 6183 nucleotides long. RefSeq lists its product as uncharacterized. Lineage: Eukaryota; Metazoa; Chordata; Actinopteri; Anguilliformes; Anguillidae. Bases 82 to 5796 code for a protein of 1904 amino acids. The record is from RefSeq and is a predicted model, not a curated record. The transcript is spliced from 29 exons. Gene Ontology annotation, molecular function: transmembrane signaling receptor activity. Gene Ontology annotation, cellular component: plasma membrane.